This is a messenger RNA of Colletotrichum lupini, 6909 nucleotides long. RefSeq names its product transcription initiation factor TFIID subunit 1. Gene Ontology annotation, cellular component: transcription factor TFIID complex. The record is from RefSeq and is a predicted model, not a curated record. Gene Ontology annotation, molecular function: RNA polymerase II general transcription initiation factor binding; RNA polymerase II general transcription initiation factor activity; TBP-class protein binding. NCBI's taxonomy places the organism in Eukaryota, Fungi, Ascomycota, Sordariomycetes, Glomerellales, Glomerellaceae. Gene Ontology annotation, biological process: RNA polymerase II preinitiation complex assembly; transcription by RNA polymerase II. Bases 1 to 6909 code for a protein of 2302 amino acids. The transcript has 14 exons.
AUGUCUCUAUCCUCAGACGAAGAAGAAGAGCUCCUCUUCGACAACCAAUCCUUCGCCUCCGAGUCCAGCGACGACGACGAAGAGCUACCGGCCCCGCGACCCCUGCAUCACAACUUAAACUACUUUGCGCCCCCCUUCUACGGUCGCCCGCCAACCCCUCUACCUCCUUCGCCGUCACUGACGUCGCUCCUCCGCCCAUCGCGACCGACGACCCCCGAUGCCUCGGACGACGACUUUGAGCCCGUGCCGCGCGCGUCGCCGCAGGUGCCGACCUACGAAUACUACGGCUUCGUCCUGUACCUAUUCUCGACGCUGACCUUCCUCGUCUACCUGCUCUGGUCCUACCUGCCCUCGCCGUUCCUCCACGCGCUGGGCAUUUACUACUAUCCGAACCGCUGGUGGUCGCUCGCGAUCCCGGCUUUCCUCACGAUGCUGGGGGUCUAUAUUUACAUCGCGCUCGCGGCGUACAAUACGGAGAUUCUGACGCUGCCGCUGAGCUCCAUUGAGACGGUGGUGGAUGAUGCCUCUAAGAUUGGGGUCAUUGACAGCAAGGGGCGGCUGAGAGACGACCCGAAGAAGAGGUCUAGGAAUAAGAGAGAUCAUAGGCUGCCCGGGGGAGGAUACGACUGGAAGAAGAUAUGGAACGAGGGGACGGAUGCUGUUAUGGACAUACCGUUGGCCGGCGCGUGUGAAGUUCUCUACGGAGAAGGCCGAGAUUUCGAUCAAAACGAAAAUGAGAUACCCAUUGCGCGCGAGAUUCGUAGUCCAAUCAUAUUCCAAAAUGCCAAAACAUCCCUGCUCGCCUUGCACCUUCCUCCAACCACCGCGCCAAAUUCUGACCAGACGCGACCUUCAAUCGACCGAAGCAUCGCAACAACCCACCCCACCGCCCUCGAACCAUCUCAAUUACUUCGGUGGAUUCCGACCGACAUCUACGGAGGAGAUGAGGUCUCCGCCCUGGUCCUCGACCCAGGCUACUGCAGCACCCGCGCCGGAUUCGCUGGCGAAGAUGUCCCCAAGUCCGUCUUCCCGUCCUUCUACGGCCGCGUUGGCUCCUCCGAUACCCCGACGACCGUCUUCGGCGACGAGUGCCUGAUCCCCCGGGCUGACCUUGAGGUCCGCAACUACAUGACGCGCGACAGUGUUGUCGAGGACUGGGAUGUCGCCAACAAGCUUUGGGAGCACAUGCUCAUCACACGCCUCCAGCCCGGACGCCCGACUCACCCGUCCAAGAACGGCCUGAAUGAUGACCCCAAGGAGGAAGUCGAGGGAGGUGAGGCCAACGGCGACGCCGACGUGGCCAUGGAGGACGUGGAGUCGCAAGAGAAGGCCCUGCAAGAGAACCCGCUCCUGAUGACGGAGGCGCCGUGGAACUCUGCAAAGUCUAGAGAGAAGGCCAUUGAAAUUAUCAUGGAGAACUGGGGCUGUCCUGCGUUUUGGCUCAGCAGAACGCCCGUUCUGGCUGCUUUUGCCGCUGGCAAGGCGAGCGCCCUGGUCAUUGACGUCGGCGGUUCCAACACUUCGGUUACAGCUAUUCACGACGGCAUGGUCCUGAAGCGAUCCAUCCAGAAGUCUCCCGUUGGUGGCCUGUGGCUGUCGUCCCAGAUUCGCAGCCUGUGGGAGACCUCAGAGCCCAAGAUCGAGCCCGUUCCUACAUACAUGGUCGAGAGUAAGACCCCCGUCGAUGCAGGCGCUCCUGCUCAGUUCAAGGAACGCAAGUUCGACUUCUCCAUCACCGACUCAUUCCGCGCCUACGAGGACGACCGUCUCCUUACGGAAUUCAAGGAGUCAGUGGUCGAGACCUGGCGCGGACCCGGCAAGUACGCCGUGCCGCAAAACGAGGAGUUCGCUAAGACGCAACCCGGCCGCGUGUUUGAGUUCCCCAACGGCGCGAAUCAGAUGUGGCGCGAGCAGCGGUACAAGGUCUCCGAGGGCAUGUGGGACGAGACCGCGGCGUUCCCGACCACCAACGAGGAGUUCCGCCUGAACAAGUCGCAGACGAUCCCCGAGCUCAUCCGCGCCGCCCUGAACGCUGUCGACGUCGACCUGCGUCCCAACCUCCUCGGCAACAUUGUUGUCACUGGCAGCACCAGCUUGCUCAACGGCUUCAACGACCGUCUGAACAAUGAGCUUACGGCCAUGUACCCCGGCCUCAAGAUCAAGAUCCAUGCUGCCGGUCUCUCCAGCGAGCGUCGCUUCGGCGCCUGGAUCGGCGGCAGCAUCCUAGCUAGCUUGGGUACCUUCCACCAGAUGUGGAUCUCGCGCAAGGAGUACGAGGAGAACGGUGUCAGCAUCGUGGAGAAGCGUUGCAAAGGCAGACGGUGGGCGUCAAAAGACUACCUCGCAAUAAGACCGCCUUGGAAGGAUGCUAUCUGUACGCGUAUGCAAUCUGUUCCUUCAUCGGAGAUACAUAGAUUCAUUUCUACUCUGCAGCGAUUUGGAAAUAUGCGUAUUCGAAUGUCGGGAUGGAGUCGCUUACAGUUCUUCGCGUGUAAUGAUCGGAGCGGGUCGAUCCUCAGCCAGCCACUCGUAAUCAAGGUUGGAGUCGACAAUGGACAAAACGAGUCUGGGGAAAUGCGAUUCAGAAAAGCGAUUGAUGUGGAGAUGGAUGUCUUGAAAGGCCAGAAGGGUGGCAGCUUGUCAAAAGUUUCCUUGUUUGCCAUGGAUCUGGAUACUCUGAACAAGGACAAGUUACGAUGCCUUGAUUGGUAUCUCAGGCAUAGGAGAUUACUACAACUCGAAGAUGAAGUAGGCAUACCUCAAGAGACGGUUUUUGCUCUUUCCUCCCGUGCACCUCAGUACCUACUUGUGCAAACCUUUUCCUUUCCGCUUCCAACUUCUACAAAGUCGACUUACCGCGGUGACCAGCUUCUUACCAUCUCACACAACUUAUCUCCACAUCCACCAUCAUCAAAUGCCAUUACGAACACAGAAAGCACGCUUGGCCAUAUUGUCACCCACAAGCAGACUUUUUUGACUUCACUUUACCGAUAUAUCGAUAUUUGCUUUGGCACCCCUGCAGAAAUCGCACCUGAGUCACCCAAAUUUCUGCGGCUCUACGUGAACUUUCCCUCCUGCUUCCCCAGAGCCGACCGACGCGUCGCCCCAUCGACUUCACGAGCUCCGAACGAACGAACGCUGACCCCGACGCAUCGGAAGACACCACGCGAGGCAUGCAUCGACAACAUGGGCGCCGACACUCCCAAAUCCCCUCCUCGCAGUGAGGAAGCGCAGAAGGCGCAGGAUGCUCAGGACGAAGAGCAAAUCGAGCGGACUCUCGCGACACUCCAGAAUGGCGGAGAGCUGGGCAUCACUAUUGAUGAUACCCCUUUCGACCAGUCUGGAAAGGCCGACGAUGCCCAAGACUUCGAGGAUAUUAGCGACGACGAUCUUCCGGACGAGGAGGAAGGCGAAGGCAACGUUGCCACUUCCAUGUCCGUUCCAGGUCUGACAGAUGACGGAGGUACAAGCAACGACACCGACGACUUGUUUGGCGAUGGUCCGUCUUCUCCGAUCGAAGUCCCUGGUCCGCCGUCACCAGCCCCUCACGUUCACGAUCCCGACGACGCCGAUCCAUCACAAUACCGCGACAUUAACUUCGAUCCUGAACCUGGCUACGAAGCUGCCAACCAAGAUCCCGAGAUUCCUGCUCCAGCUGAGACUGCUGAAGAUUUGGUCAAGCAGGCCUGGCCGACCUGGGAGAAGGGUGUUAUUCUGAAAUGGAACGAACUCUUGCCUCCCAAGAAGGCCCGGUGGAUCGAGAAGAAGCCCACCAAGAAGCCAAAGACCCUUAUCUUCUCCAAGCUCACCCUGGAUCUUGCCGCCGACCAAGAGAAGCUUUUCCGCAUCCCCGGACCCGCGACUGUGACUCGUAAGCAGAGACGCAUCGACGACGAGUCUAGAGGACUCAUGUCUUGCGCUCCGCAAGAGUCUUCAGACGAAGCUGAAGCUGAAGAAUUUAAUCUCGAGCAAGAAUCCGAUUCGGAAGCAGUGGCGGGUUUUACGCUCCAAGACAUUGAGAUGGUGUGCGAUGACUGGUCCAUCCGUAUUGAGCAGGCUGAGCAAGACUUCCGCGAUCAACAAGCAAAAGAGGCUGCAGCUGAGGCAGCCGCCGCGGCUUCCGUCAAGCGUGCCCAUGAUGACGCUUUUGAUUUCGACUGGGAGGCUGAGUUCAUGGAAGAUGAAGAGCCAAAGCCGCCACCAAAGAAGAAGACGCGUCCGCCACCGCCAAAGGGCUUGCCAGAAAUUCCUCGAUUCACCGCACCAUCAUUCGACUCCUUUGAGGAUGUGACCAAGCGCGCCUCCAAACGUGUCAUUCUCGAUUUGAACGACCCAUAUCUUCUCCUAGAAGAAGCCGAAUCGCAGCGUGGCCCCAAGCGUCAACGUGUGGAGCAGAAGAUGACGCGCAUGGCGAACGGUCACCUGAGACCUGAUUUAUCUUCUCGUUUCAACAUGUCCAACGACGAUGCGUACGAGGCGCUCAAGGAGAACCAUCAACACAAGGUCAGAGCAACUCUGGGGAAUCUUGCCGUCGAGCACAGUAUGCCCGCGCUUAAACUGGCAUGGCCGUUCUACAAGGUCAAGCUGGACAUUCGACGAGAUGGAUUCCACCGGCCUCAUUUCAAGUUUGGCAAGCAUGAGCGUCAGACGAUCAGGUUCAGCAAAUUGGGCUUCCAUAAGCGCAAGACUAUGAAGGGAAAGGCUCAUGAGGUCUUCAAAACCACCAAGGACUUGGGCAUAACGGACAACUCGACGGCUGUACUCUUUGAGUACUGUGAGAGAACGCCACCCGUUCUUUCCAACUUUGGCAUGGGAAACCGUGUCAUUAACUACUACCGCAAAAAGAAGGUCGAUGACGAAGAGACGCCACCAAAGAUGGAGAUUGGUGAGUCUCACGUCCUCUUGCCCGAAGACAGAUCCCCUUUCGCCAUCUUUGGCGAGGUCGAAGUGGGACAAACCAUGCCUACUUUGCACAACCAAAUGUACCGGGCGCCCAUCUUCAAGCAUAAGCCGCGGUCUACAGACUUCCUCUGUGUUCGCAGCUCAACGGGCGUCGACGGAGCCAACUGGUACCUGCACAAGAUUGAUCAUCUUUACGUGGUUGGCCAGACUUUUCCUAGUGUUGAGGUCCCCGGCCCUCAUUCUCGAAAAGUCACGAAUGCUUCGAAGAACAGAAUCAAGAUGAUUUCGUACCGCAUGAUGAGGAGGAACGAGCACCAUUUGGUAAACCUAUCAGAGGUGACGAAACAUAUUGCCGAGUCUACGGACGCUCAAAACCGGCAAAAGCUCAAGGAGUUCCUAUCCUACGCCAAGGUUGAGAAAGGACUCUGGGGCCUUAGGAACGGCGAGACUCUCAUGGAUGAGAACUCAAUACGAGCGAUGAUCAAGCCUGAAGACGUCUGCCUGAUUGAUGGUAUGCAGUUGGGUAUGCAGAUGCUGGAAGACGCUGGUUUCGACCCUAACAACGUCAACCUGGAGGACGAAGGCGAAGAGGUUGCCGAGGAUGAGGACGACGAUCGCACGGGUGCAGGCACUGCCAAGGGUAGUAAGAAGGCUGCCGAGAAGAACGAAGAAAAACUAGCAGACAAGAUGGCGCCGUGGAAAACCAGCAAGGCUUUCAUCGACGCAUGUGCUGGCAAGGCUAUGCUCAAGCUUCACGGACAAGGAGACCCGACUGGCCAUGGCCUUGGAUUCAGUUUCAUCAGAACUUCCAUGAAGGGCGGCUACAUCGAGACUGUCCAGAAAGGUGGAUCCCAUACCACUGCAGCUGACGCCAUGGCAGCACACCCUGACGCACAACGGAAGGCGAACAACGGCCACGCUUACAACGUCAAGGAGCAAGAAGCCAUGUACAGAAAAGGCAUUCGUGAAAUUUGGGACAAGCAAAAAGACAGUCUGGAGGAUAGCACACAAAAGGACGAUGACCUCGUGGUGCCUCUGCCACCAGACGAAGAUGACCGGUUCAACCCCCAGCGAGCCCAGACUCCUGCCCAUGCCGACGAAGGGAUGAGUCAAAUUACCGGCCUGACGACAUCGACUAGCCGGAAUCAGCGAAAGAAACUCAAGAUUACCCGAGAAGUUCUCAAUGAUCAAGGUGCUGUCGAGCAAAAGGUCAUCAUUCUCGAAGACCCUGUGAUUAUAGACCGUUAUAUCAAGAGAAAGAAGGAGUUGGAGUUGGAGGAUUUCAAGUACGAACUCCCACCGCGUUACCCCCCUCCCGAUCCUAUUUCAGGUCUAUUAUUCAACCUUCAUGCGCUCCCCGCUCACGUAAUCUCGUGUUUAGUAUCUACGAAGGACGACCGACUGGUGUCGCUGAUGACGACCGCCGUCGUCUGGUUGAGUAGGCAUUAUCCUUCCGUAGAUGCUGAACACUUGAUUGACCACCUAGCAGGAUUGAUAAGGAGCUUGAACGGCUCAACCGAAACAAGCAGCGACGCAUCGGACGAGAGCAACAAAAAGGACUCCACCGUUCCAAGAGUGGACUCGACGCAGGGUCCCCCGAAGCAGACCGCGCUGCCACCGGUACAACCCGAAAGUGUGCCAAUUGUGGACAAGUCGGACACAUCAAGACAAACAAGAAGUAUUGCUCCCUUUGCUUUUCCUCUACCUCCCCGUCCCAGUUCAGAUCUCCGGAGCAUGUUCAGACGUGGGGGAAACAAUCGCUGGGUUCUCAAGCGGGAGCUCCUGUUGAGGGCACGCCAGCGAACAUCAGCCCCGCCAAAGCAAAAAAGCGGCGGGAUUCAAAAGCACAGGAUACGCGACCGCUCAAAAGAAAAGGCCAAUAGGCGGGCAUCGUCCAAGGGACAGCCAAAACAGCCCCAAAAGCCAAGGGCAAAGAAGUUCAAGUACAACAAGUACACAUCCAAGCCCUACUGGCACAACAGCAGUAUGAGCACUAGGGUCAUAUAA